Molecule: messenger RNA, 21776 nt
Organism: Pseudophryne corroboree (corroboree frog)
Lineage: Eukaryota; Metazoa; Chordata; Amphibia; Anura; Myobatrachidae
Gene: FAM131B
Product: family with sequence similarity 131 member B
Exons: 7
Coding region: 882-1844 (320 amino acids)
Source: RefSeq, a predicted model, not a curated record
CCCUUUCACAUUCUCUCCUUCAUUUUCUCUCUAUCUCUUGCUCUCUUUCCUCCUCUUCUCUCUCUUUCCUCUCUCUUUCUCCUUUCUCUCUCUCUCUCUCUCUCUCUUUAUGGCUGUGUGUAGUGAUUGAUGCUGGAUAAAGCCUGCCCAGAAAGCAUAAGGACCUAGAGAGAGAGGCAGUGUGUGGGAGAGAUGCACAGGUUGUACUAGAGAACCUCAAGCAGAGCCAAGGAGAGAUACUACAAGAGACAGACACCCAGGUGACAGGCUGCAGCAGAUACAGACUGAGGGAGACACUGGGACCACCCCAGAGAGUCAGAGAGACAUACAGGAGACAGCUAAGGACUUCCAUACAGACAGCAUGCCGGAGAGACUGCAACCACUGUGGAUGUGACAGCUCCCAUCUCCCAGCUGUUUCCUCCCCCUCAUCCAAUCCUCACUCCUUCUGUUUGUGAGUCUCAUCCCUCCUCCCCCGCCCUGGGCUGCUGGUCCCUGAGCAUCCCUGAGAGAGGGAGAGAGAAAGAGAGAGAGGGGAGGAGGAGAGAGAGAGAGAGAGAGAGAGAGAGAGCGAGACAGGAGAGAGGGCUGUGUCUGCUCGUCACGUCCGGAGAUAUCCCAGUAUGAUCCUCCGGCUCCCAGAUCCGAGACCCCAGUGACGGGGAACCUUUUCCAUACAUCCCCCCCUCUCUCCUCUUCCCUCUUUUUUCCUUCUCUUCCCCUUCUCUAUCCCUUCUCCUUUCCUCUUCCCCCUUCCUCUGUCCUCUGCUCCUUCCUCUUACCCCUUUACCUUCUCCGAGCCCUGACCCCUCUCCAGCUAUCCCCUGGCAGUCCUUGUCUGUGGCCCCCAAUAUCCCCGUCUUUAUCCCACUCACUCCUCCAGCAUGGGCUGCAUUGGAUCUCACAGCGCAGGCAGCGACGGGGCCGCACUGGACUGGAAAGGUUUCAAAGAUGCCGACCAAGGAACCAUGGAGAACAGCUCGGUGCAUGGAAGCAGCACCCACAGACCGUCUAACGAGACCCGCACAGACUUCUCCUGGGACGGAAUUAAUCUAUCGAUGGAAGACACAACCUCGAUCCUUCCUCGAUUGAAGAGACAUUCCAAUGCCUAUGGAAUUGGUGCUCUCGCCAAAUCCUCUGUCAAAGGUGUCUCUCGAUCGAUGAAGGAUAAGGUGACCAAACCAACAGCUCUUGGUUCAGGCCGUGUGGCUCACAUGAUAGAAUGGCAGAGCUGGGGUCAGCCGCCGCCUCCGAGCAGUGAGAGCACUCGAAUGGACAGCGAUGCUUACUCCGACCUAAGUGAUGGAGAGAAGGAGGCAAGGUUCUUGGCUGGUGUAAUGCAACAGUUUGCGAUCUCUGAGGCAACACUAAUGGCCUGGUCUUCAAUGGAUGGGGAAGAAGAAAGCGUCAACUCUAAUCAAGAGAGACAGAGUGAAACCUACCAGGAGCUGCUAGAGAACCAGGAUAACCUUGCACAGACACAUUCUGACUGCUGGCCCCAUUCAUAUGUGUCACAAGGACUCUACUGUCUGGGCUCCUCCGAAGCAUGGGCCAGCAGUGAGCAGUCGCUGACAGUGUCCCCGGCUCCGGUAGGAGUUGUUCCCCAGAACACUGGAUCUGAGUUUGAAGAGAGACAACUUGAGAACAUCUGUGAAAUUGCCCCUCAAAUACUGCACUCCAAAAUAUCCCCUUCAGAAGAAGAUGACGCAGUCUACCACGACCUGCAGUCCCUCUCUCCGCCUCGCGAGGAUGGUGAGAGCCCCCCGCACAGCCGGAAGGUGUCAGAUGUUGCCACAUCUGGGGUUCAAUCUGGAGAGGAGGAGGAGGAACGAGAAGUGGAAAACUGAGUUACCGAAGGGGCACUUAGAGAAAUGGGUACCAAGAAGAGGAUGGCCGUGUUCGGUGUAAGAUGCGAUCCAGGGGGUCAUUUAUCAAAGUUUCCUCCAGGACCAUUGGUAGCUGGGUGGGAAACGCAAUUUGUCUUUAAAACAAAUUAUUUUGGUUGCUGUAAAUCCCUCUGUGCUCCGUAAAAGUAGUUACACCGAGGGGUGCGCCCACCCUGUACAUAGUGUCCGCUGUGUAACAGAUGUAAGCGCCUCGCCCUUAUAUAGGGAGGAACUAAGUGCGCUGCUGCCACAAGACCCUCACGCAGGGUAGGCCGGCCUAAUGCUGCCAUCCUUCCUACACCCAACACACCAAAAAAAACUUUUUGGAACUUUUUGUUUCUUCUGUUAAACCCUUAAUCCAGCACUAAAUUCAGAUGAACAGCUCCCGCCGGGUGAUCUCAUCCAGAGCCCUGUCCUGCUCAGUGGCGUAGACAGUCUGACUUCUUUCUUGUGGGUCAGUGGCGCACAACGUAAACCCAGCGUAUUCCCGUAUUCUCAUUCCAUAGAGUGCUGACGGCAGACUGAAGGACAGUGAAACGAAAGCACCACAUUUAACAAAAGAAAAACUCCAAUUGCUUUCAAAGGGAUUCCUUUUCUCUGGUGGUGCCUUUGUCUUGCUGGCGUUCUGUGCUGGAUCCAGUGGUGAGAUCCAGUGGGUUCUGCCCGUCACAGCGGUUCAGGGAAUAGGAUUAAAACUAGUAAACACUGGAUUCCCACAAAAAAUAAAACCCACGGGGACUUUCUUGCCUCCUUUUUACAGCAAAAUUAUUUGAUAGAUGACCCCUAAAAUGCGAGAGUACAAAUCGGUGGGCACGAAGGAGACAAACAGAUGUACGGCAAGAGACACACGGGCUGUGUGUGCGUCCCCGGAGCCUCCACACAGAUGUCUUCCCUUUUGUCGGAGCGUUGGGGACCACCUUCCACCCCUCUGAUCCCGUCUAUAACAGAUCCAAGACACAAGCUCCAACCAUGCCCUCUCCCAGGGUGUUCCCAACUUGACAAGAGACAUGCGCUGGUGUGGAAAGAAUAGACUGCUCUGCUUGGGGAGGUCUCGCAUGCCUUAAAGUGACCUCCCUAAAACCUCCUAAAUCAUUGCCAAAACCCCAGAAACUGUUAUCUGCGUUCCUGCCAAAGACCCCAGAGCAUUGCAUCAUUAACCCUCUCCCCUACAAAGGUCUAAAGGGCAUUCUCUUCACCCUCUGGACACCUUUUCCCAUGGGCCCCCUCCCAAAAAUUGUAUAUUCACACAGGGCAUUUACUGCAUUCAUGUUUCAUAUAUGGAAAUAUUCCUUUGCAGAAAUGCUCCAGAUUAACCCCUUCCCUGCCUGUGUCAGCAGACCAUUGCGCUACAAACAAGGUAUGUUAAAAAUAAAUAAAAAAAAGCUAAUUAAUGCAUUCCUUCCUUCUAGUACCGCAGACCUGCAGAGCAUCGCAGCACUAAUGAUUAUUCCCGCAGAGCAUGCGGCCAAUAGCACCGCUUAUUUGCUGCGCCAGCAGACGCACAUAGGGACUUAUUUGCCCCGGAAUUUCUAAGAGCUGCAUAAUAACCCCUGUAACCGGCAGAGCUUUUCAGGCUGUUGCACAAACUUGCAGUCACAGGUCCUUAUCAGACUCAUGACCUGUGAUGUCAGUAUCGUUCAGUUGUUGUCUCAUUGCGCAAAGCAGUCGGCUGUUCCUUCCCAUAGCAGUGUGCUCUGCAAAAGGCUUUACAUUCUGGGCCCAGUGCUGUGCAAAGCGCCUCCUAUGUUCAAGCGUUCUGAAAAUGACUUCAAUGUCUCCAAAAUCUUUCAUCUCUGAUAUGUGCACCCAAUAUUUUAAUUUCUGUACACAACAUGAGACAGCGUUUUCCUGGGAGAGCGUUACAGAGACUUAGGGGGUCAUUCCGAGUUGAUCGCUCACUAGCAGUUUUUAGCAGCCGUGCAAACGCAUUGUCACCGCCCACCGGGGAGUGUAUUUUAGCUUUGCAGAAGUGCGAACGCUUGUGCAGCAGAGCGCCUGAAAAAUGGUUUUGUGCAAAACAAGACCAGCCCUGUAGUUACUCCUUGUGUGCGUUGAUUCUAAGGACGGAGGGACGGCUUUUGACGUCACACACCCGCCCAAUCGAACGACCCAGCCACGCCUGCGUUAUUUCUGCCAUGCCUGCGUUUUUCUAAGCACUCCCUGAAAACGGUCAGUUGACACCCAGAAACGCCCACUUUCUGUCAAUCUCCUUGCGGCCGGCUGUGCGAUUGGAAUCGUCGCUAGAACCAGUGCAAAACCACAAUGGACUUUGUACCCGUACGAUGCGCGUGCGCAUUGCGGAGCAUGCGCGUGCGCAUUGCGGAGCAUACGCAUGCGCAGAUUAGCCGUUUUUUUCACUGAUCGCUACGCAGCGAACAACGGCAGCUAGCGAUCAACUCGGAAUGACCCCCUUAAUGAUUGUUUUAAUGCAGAUUUUCAAUAAUGUCGUUCCUGCUGUAAAUCGGGGACUUGCAUAGGGCUUCCGCUCAUUUUUAAAAGCACCUUAAUUCCAUUUGUAAAACUUUCUCGUAUGUUUUAUCUGUAUCAUUUUUAUAGAAAUAAGUUCAUUUAACCAUUUGUACGGAAAGGCUUACUGUGUACUGUACACGGGAAGACAGGUCUGCUGCUACAGCAGGUGACCGUCCAUCUGACUUACCAAAUUUGUUGUCACCUGCCCUGACCUUCCCUGCAUGAAAGCUCCGGCCUCCACCUUCACCUGCAUCCGCCCCAGCUAGGAUUACGGCUGCAGCUAGGGUUACUUGUCAGCCGCUAGUUAGGGAGUAGCAUGUUGGAAGGGUGUGGGGGGUAGGACUGACCAGUGGGGAUCACUAGCUGCUGACUGCCUGUAAAUAUAAAUAUGCAAUGAGAAUAGGAAACAAACUGGUUUUCUGUCAUUCACGUUCCCGCACACGAGACAAAUGAGAAAGAAGCAUAAUAAGGUUAAAGUCCUUUAAAGCUAAGACAGUGCUAGUAGUCCCAACCCAGACCGCCGGUCACAUAACUGCAUCCCCCCCAAUCUACUAUUGCCUAAACUUGCUUUCAUUUGGCUACCGAGUGCAGGCAAACACUGGUCCAUGAGCCCUAGUCUCUCUCCAUGCAACUGGGGUAUAUAAAUAUUGAAAUUCUCUACAUUUUAGAAAAUAACUUUUUUUAACAAUUCAAUAUUUUACUUGCAAAAUUAUAAACUUAGACAUAUAACCAGCGGUUGGCUGGUGGGGGGUGUGGGGGGGUGCACAGUGCACCGGUAGGCUCAUAUAAAUAUUUAUACUGUAAAUACGCAAUCAUCUCCCUAUUUACUUAUAGCGCUCAUCUGCCAUGUUUCCCUUAUUGCAUGUCAGUUUGGUCACACGCUAUAAUGACCGGUAUUCAGCAUAAGACAGAUAUUAAUGGUCAGCUCCAGUGCAUUAAUCACUUAUUACAGAGGCUGCACCAAGUCAUACAACCAUUGUGCUGCCGGGGCAGAUUGUAAGCCCACAUGCACACACUGCAGCGUCAGACACCUUCCACGCACACACCGCAGACGCACACAACACAAUAUUUGGGGGGAAAUUGUAAUCAGGUAGGAUGAUUGUUCUGUCUCUAAAAUGUCCCCUUUUAUGUUGGCUUAUGAUGAUAGUCUGAUAUUCAGGCUCCGGUUCCUUUGCUGUCUGGUUUCUGCGCCCUGUGCCCGGAGGUGACACGUCUGGCUGGUUGUGUUCUGUCUCUGCCUUCUGCUGUGGGGAAGAGGCCUCAGUAGCCUGGAAAUGACAGGAUGGGAAUGUCUCAUUGUAUCAGUUGUGCUGUACUGUAAUGCCUGUGGGGGGGCGGGGGGGGGGCAGCGCACACGGGGGCAGCGCAUCAGAGGCGGCGGUCCUCUCAGUGAUCUUACUGGCAUCAGAUCAGCCAUAUAAUACUGGUCCUGUAUCAUAGUCUUAUACAAUGCUUUUCCUGUGUUAUAUCAGUGAUAUAUAAUACCGGUCCUGUAUCAUAGUCUUAUACAAUGCUCGUCCUCUCAGCCUCCUGUGCUAUAUCAGUGAUAUAUAAUACCGGUCCUGUAUCAUAGUCUUAUACAAUGCUUUUCCUGUGUUAUAUCAGUGAUAUAUAAUACCGGUCCUGUAUCAUAGUCUUAUACAAUGCUUUUCCUGUGUUAUAUCAGUGAUAUAUAAUACCGGUCCUGUAUCAUAGUCUUAUACAAUGCUUUUCCUGUGUUAUAUCAGUGAUAUAUAAUACCGGUCCUGUAUCAUAGUCUUAUACAAUGCUUUUCCUGUGUUAUAUCAGUGAUAUAUAAUACCGGUCCUGUAUCAUAGUCUUAUACAAUGCUUUUCCUGUGUUAUAUCAGUGAUAUAUAAUACCGGUCCUGUAUCAUAGUCUUAUACAAUGCUUGUCCUACAUACUCUCUGUGUCCUGUAUUAUAUCAGACAGUGAUAUAUAAUACCGGUCCUGUAUAAUAGUCUUAUACAAUGCUCAUCCUCUCAGCGUCCUGUGCUAUAUCAGUGAUAUAUAAUUCUGGUCCUGUAUCAUAGUCUUAUACAAUGCUUGUCCUACAUACUCUCUGUGUCCUGUAUUAUAUCAGUGAUAUAUAAUACCGGUCCUGUAUCAUAGUCUUAUACAAUGCUCGUCCUCUCAGCGUCCUGUGCUAUAUCAGUGAUAUAUAAUUCCGGUCCUGUAUCAUAGUCUUAUACAAUGCUAGUCCUACAUACUCUCUGUGUCCUGUAUUACAUUAGUGAUAUAUAACACCAGCGCUGUGUGAUGCCAGUGAUAUAAAACACUAUAUUACCCCUAUAUGAUAUCAGUGAUAUAUAAUACUGAACCUGUAUAAUAUCAGUGAAACCCUUUACGAUGUUGUGAAAUCAGGACGACCGUAUAAUAGCAGAGAUAUCUAAUACCUCUUCUGUAUGCUGGUGCUGUGUGUGAUUCACAUUCGCCUACAUUUGAAAAACCAUUUUAGGGAGAUUGUGAAAGUGACACCUUUCGGCACAGGGUGUGUACUGCUACAUCCAAAUGUGAAUGAGCCCCAAAGCAGUAAAGGUGCAUACACACCGAGCGAUUUUCACCCCUGUACCAUCACACAAUAAGCACUGUAUGUAAUACCGUGUACAGUAUAUACUAUAUAUGUAUGUAUGUAUGUAUGAGGAUACAAUAAUAAUAAUGAGACCAACUAGUAAGCACACAGCAUAUUUGUAAUUCUAGAUAGGCAAAUUACUUGGUUUGCACUUAUUGGUAUCAUCUGCUAUCGGUAACAUAUUGAUCUAUUAAGUUAAUUACACAAUAUCGAAGCCUAAAUGUAAGUCUUACAUAUUAGUCCUAGCUGGUAAAUCUUUGGCGUGCCUCUCAUGACUGUUCGGCGUGCCGUGUCUGGCGCACGUGCCGAGGGUUGCUGGCACUUGAUGUAGACUAAGAGUAGUUAUUAAUUCAUCAGGGAUCAUUAAUAUCAGCUGUUUGUUACAUGGAGCCUCUGCGGCUCAUCAGUAACGCGUGACGUGCGCACUGUAUCAUUUCAGCGAAUACGUCAUAUUGUCUGUGAGUAAUGUAAAUAUUUUAUGAUAUUACUUGUAUAUAGCAAGAAUAGAUAAUAUCGAUGGUAUAAUAUAUCAAUAGUGUAAGAUGUGACUGUGCAUAAUAUUGGUACUGUAUAUGUCUGGACUUGUAAUAAUAUUAGCAGUAUACGGUAUAUUAUAUAAACUGUGUUAUAAUUUAUUGUCAGUACGAUAGGCCGUAUUUAUCAACUGUCAGGUUUUAGACCUGAUAAUUAUAAUUUCUUAUCGCUGCUCGUUGCGGAAAUAAAAAAUUAUAGAUCGGCCGGAUUUACCAAAAAUCACUUCCAGGGACCGGGACCCCUGCAAAAUGUAUUAGGCUGUGUAUAAUAUCUGCACUGUACUACAGAAGACGUGUCCCCGGGCGGAUCACAGUGGUGUCAGCAAUCGCCUUAAGCCCCACCAUGUUAAAGGAUUAUCUCUUAAAUUGUCUGCGGGAAAUGUCAUGUUGUACUUACAGCUUGUAACCAGCCAGGGUGUCGGCUGGGCAGGAAGCUGCCUGGACUGUUUCUAUAGCGUGAUCUCAUAUACACAGAAGCUCAUUCCGCUCAUCCAUUCAGCAUAUAAAGCAGAGAUGUGCGCCGACCCCGUGUUUUGUUUUUGUUUUCUGGUUUUUAAAAACCACUCUCACAUGUUUUGGUUUUCGUUUUGGAGCUGAAUUUUUUGUUAAAAAAAAUUGCUAAAAAAACAGCUAUAAUUUGGGCCUGUUUUUUGUUCCUAUGGAAUUAUUAACUACAAUAACAUUCAUUUCCAGUAAUUUCCAGUCAAAUUGGACCAGCUGACAGCUCACAAUAUUGUCCACCAAUAUUGGCCAAAGGCUGGCUCACUAAACUAGGCAGCAGAACAGCGGCACAAACACACGGCAGUUACUUUAAGAAUAUAGUACAGCUAUGAAGCAUUGCGGCACAGCAGUGGCAGUUUAAUAAACUAUUCCACCCCAUAGAAAAGUAGAAGCCCCAGGGCAGUGCAGAUAAAUGGAGGUGCAGUAUGUAUAGUGGCAGAUAGGUAAAACAUUGAUCGAUUCAUUGUUUCAUUAAUUGAUUGAAAUUGAUUAAUUUAUUGAUUCAUUUAGAAAAUUGAAAAGAAAAUCACAACUAUCUGUUUUGCAGCAACGGAGAAGAGGAAAGGCCACACAAUUAUGUUAAUAGCUAAGGAUUCCUGACAAGCGUUGAAAAAGAAGCCACAAAAAUUAAUAGCUGCACUGCAGAGCUGCAAACUCCAAUCAGCCUGUUUUACACUAAAAACCAUUAGGAGGCUGACCUGCUGACCAUACAGUCCCCACCCGCUCCUUCCUAAUUGUGUAACACACUCCUGUUGUACAUUUAUGAGGUGCACUAGAGAGUCUGAGUAUAAGGGAUAAUACCAUGUUGUUCCUCUUAAAUCUAGUCAAGUAAUGCAAAUUGAAUUGUCAUUGGGCGUUCCCACCUGCCAUAAUGCUUUAUUAAACCAUAAACCAAGCACCUCAGUGACAAGGACCCACACUUUUGUGGCUGAAGUGCUUGGUUUGUUUUGUGACCCCACAAAACAAUUUUUUGGAAGGACUACCUCCGAUCACUAAUGAGGCGGUUGAUGAUGAGGGUGUUGGUUGUGGAGAGCAUGUGCUGGCUCAAACUGCUGGUAGCUGAUACUGGACUGCUUUUUAUUAUUUUACAAAUUAUAUUUUUUUUGACAAAUAACUUGCAUGAACAUGCUGAAAAUGACGUAGCAUGGAGGAGGUGCCUAGAUGGUUAAUGUCCCUACCUCUACUAAGUUUGGCCUCACAAAUGGACCAGAUGCCUUCUCCAGUGUUGUCAGGAUUUGGGUAAAAAUAAUUCCACACACAAAAGGUGUCUUUUUUUUGUUUUAUGACCAUGCAUAAUAAUGGCUUUCUUUUUAUCACGGGCAAGAACUGCUGCUACUGGUGGCUGACUUACAUCCUUGACACAAACAUCUUCAUCAUCAACAUCCUCAGUAUCAGAUAUGCAAAUAUCCUACUCAUCUUGUUGCACUUACACUCUAGCAUCCUCAAUUUCUGUUUCACCAAAUUUACUGCUCAUCCCCACAUAUGCAGAGUGUGCACAAAUGGUGGAUGGAUGCUUCUCUACAAGUACAGUGUCAGAAAUGUCUGAGUCACACAUUGCUGACGUGGACACUGCCUAGACUCUCUUCUCCAUACAGUUUGUUUUUUUGCCUAAUGCUGGGUACACACUAGGUGAUAUGUCGUCUGAUCCAGCAGAUUGGACAACAUAUUCACAUCGCCCAGUGUGUACUCACUAUUGCAUGCUCCUGUGCAUCGUUCAUUGUGUUUCCUGAUCGAAGUUAUCGGCAGGGACACAAUGCUCCUGGAUGUGGCCACUGAACGAAAUAGCCUCGUUCAUACGCUAUAGUAUUUAGUGGGAAUGACUGACCAACAUAUUGUUCCAUCAGUCGUGCCAUCAUCCACGAUCCAGAAUCUUCCAGUGUGCUGUGUACCCAGCUUUAGUGUUCUUCUGUGUUUUUUGAGCACUGACUUGUCUGUCUCAGGCUCAGAGCGAGAAGGUGUUGCAUCAUCAUAUGAGGUUACAGAUGAAGAUGCCUGACACUGUUUGGCCGUGGCUUUCCCAAUAAGCAUUAUUCUAGUGCAUAAAACAGCAGUAGCAAUAGCAGGACCACCACUCGCAAACAAAGCUGUGUAUCGCAUGUUGGCAAUUUUACAUGUUUUGGCAGUAAAUGUUACCUUUAUUAUUGGAGGUAAUGUUUUCUUUAACAUUAUGAAAUAUUUAGAUUUCAGGUGCCCUUUCUUACAUUUUGUGUCACCUUUAGUAGAUAUUGAAGCACUAUCAUGAUGACUGGCAACAGCUUCAGUACUAGUAGUGGGUUGCUACUCCUGCUCUUUUAUCAACUGAUCCAUAGCCAUAUUUUUCUUUUCUUUUUUACACACUUUGCUGCAACGUACUGCGCUUAUAGUAAUGGUGGCAUACUGGCACCCAAUGAACGUUAUUUUGGCAGUUUUAUUUUAGUUUAUUUAACGGCCCUUCACAGUCUGCAACAGCCACAGUAAUACUUGCACCCCACAGCCCUUCACUGACACUGGGGGGGUAUCCAAUUACAUGUGGUCAAUGACCGCGGGUAAUUGUUUCGCAGGGGGCUAUCCUAUUAGUCCCGAUGCGGCGGGCUCCUCCCCUCAAUGCUGGCACUUAUCGCGAAUUCUGCUUUGAGUGCCUCAGGCACCCAAUGCAUAAUUAGCAAUAAGCAGCUGCCGGAGCCGCAAUAACACAUGGGAUCGGGGACUCAUCCCUGAUUCCAUGUCUUUUCGCACGAUCGCUGGUCCAUUUUCAAUCAAUGAAACCGGUCUGUAAUAGGAUACCGUGGUAAUGACCAACGGUCAUUAAUUACGAUAUCCGCUUAUUUCCCCUCAGCUGGACUGAUGUUUUGCCUCAUUUUGGAAUCCGAGCAUGGCGAGAGAUCCCAAGCUCGGGCUCGGAAGAACUCAGAUAUGCAAAAUUCUACUGGGUUCAGCUUUCAGAAAACCAAACUCGCACAUCUCUAAUAUAAAGGCUUCUAAGGCCUCACAGCCCUUUAGGAACAGCGGUGUUAGGUGUCAGUGAUGUAUUUGCUCCAUUGAAACUAAAAUUAAUAAUUCUCAUUUAAAAGGUAAUCAAUGUUAAUUUAGCUUUGUCUGUUUUCCUUAUAAUCAGAUACUACUGUAUGAUAUAAGCUGUGUAACAUGCCGGUACUAUGACACAAAGGGCCUGACGCGACGUUGUUCACAAAUUGGCCAUAAUUUCAGCUAAAACUAAAUCUGCGGGUAUUAAUGUUGUAUCUAGGCUGCUAUGCUGAGGGCUAGGGAAGACGUAUGCUGGCUUGUUCUCGCAGAAUGCCAGGAAUGAGUCAUAUACAUUUACGCCCAUGUUUUUCACUUUUAUUGCGCUUGCAAAAUGCGCAUUCGCUAUUAUGCAUUAAUAACGCUGCAGAAGCCCCUGUAAUACAGCAGAAACAGCUCCAAGGCUCAUGUGCGAAAAUACUAACAAAAGCAAAGACGGAAGCACCUAUCAUUGUCUGGUCUGUGAUGCAAUGGCAAUCAGCCAAUCAGAAGCAGCUUCCUAGAGCUGGCAGUCGCCAUCAUGUGAGAUUUGCAUCUAUCACAGCUCUCACAGGCGUAUAAGCGUUGGCGUCCCGGCCUACGGCUAUUCAGGCUUCAUGCACCUGGACUAUGUAAUGACGCCCCUUCCCUUCCUCCCGUCCAGGCGCAGGCGACUAUAAGGGCCAGAAUAAUACAAGUCUGCGUGGGUGUCCUAGCUGGGCACACGCUGAGCAAUUUCACACACUAUACCGGCGAAACUGGAAUCAGUCCCACAUUGUUUCAUGAUAUCAGUGCAGGGGCAACGUAACAACAUUGCAGGCCAUGGCCUCCCACACACCCGUUGUGCCGUCUCUCCACGUGCUUCCAUACAGUGAUUGACUGACAGCACUCUGAUUGGUAGAUAGCUCCAGCCAUCCUCCAAUCAGCAUCAUGACAGCCAUUCACUGGCUGCAGGGUGGGAGAUGGGUAGAGAAUUCUGCCUGGCCACUCUGAUUGUGUGACCACCACCCGCCUUUGCUCGGAGGACCCUAGAAUUGUGGUGCCCUGGGCAGCUGCACCGUGUGCCUAUAUGUUAAGAUGGCCCUGUAUAAGUGUAUAUAUGAUAUAAGAUGUGUAUAAUAUUAGUACAGUAUGAUAUAAGCUGUGUAUACAGUAUGUAGUGCUAUUGUGCUGUAUAUCAUAUAGCAGUUUAUAUUAUCAGUACUAUAUGAUAUCAGCUGUGUAUAAUAUUAGUACAGUAUGACAUAAGCUGUUUAUAAUAUUAUUAGCACAGUAUGACAUAUGCUGUAUAUAUUUAGGGCUACUGUAUAUUUUAUGGCAAUUUAUAUUAUCAGUACUAUAUAAUAUAAACAGUAUAUAAUAGUACAGUAUGAUAUAAGCUGUGUAUAUGUAGUGCUCUUGUGCUGUAUAUGAUAUAGCAGUUUAUAUUAUCAGUACUAUAUGUUAUAAGCUUUGUAUACCAUUAGUACUAUGUGAUAAAAGCCAUGUCUAUUACUGGUAUUAAAGCGUACAGUAUUGCAAGUUAUAUUAGUAAACAGAAGUUACAAAACAAAUGUUAUUAUAUGUUGUAUGUUCUUUUAUUAGAAUGUAUCACUACUGUGCAGUAUAACUGUGUAUAAUAUCAGCUGUACUGGAUAUUAUGUAAGAUAUUGGUCUUUUAUGAUAUAAGCUGUAUAAUAUCAGCACUGUAUUAAAUAAGCUCUAUAUAUUAUCAGUUCUGUAUGAUAUAAGAUGUUAAGUUUACUAUAUGAUAUAAGUUUACUAUAUGAUAUAUGUUGUGUAUAGUUUCUUUUAGUACUGUAUGUUAUAAUAAGUAGAGAUGUGCGGCGGGCACUUUUCGUGUUUUGGUUUUGGUUCUAAUUCCAUUUUCAUGUUUUGGUUUUGGCUUGGUUUUGCCAAAACCACCCUUUCGGGUUUUGGUUUUGGAUCUGGAUGAUUUUAAAAAACAAAGAAACAUAAAAACAGCGAAAAUCACAGAAUGUGGGGUUAGUUUGCUCCUACAGUAUUAUUAACCUCAAAAACAAUCAUUUCCACUAAUUUCCAGUCUAUUCUGAACACCUCACACCUCACAAUAUUGUUUAUAGGCCUAAAAGUUGCACCGAGGUCACUGUAUGACUAAGCUAAGCGACACAAGUGUGCGGCACAAACACCUGGCCCAUCUAGGAGUGGCACUGCAGUGUCAGACAGGAUGGCAGAUUUAUAAAAUAGGCCCCAAACAGCACAUGAUGCAAAGAAGAAAAAGAGGUGCAAUGAGGUAGCUGGAUGGCCAAGCUAAGCGACACAAGUGUGCGGCACAAACACCUGACCCAUCUAGGAGUGGCACUGCAGUUACAGACAGGAUGGCACUUAAAAAAACUAGUCUCCAAACAGCACAUGAUGCAAAGAAGAAAAAGAGGUGCAAGAUGGAAUUGUCCUUGGGCCCUCCCACCCACCCUUAUGUUGUAUAAACAGGACAUGCACACUUUAACAAACCCAUCUUUUCAGCGACAGGGUCUGCCACACGACUGUAUCUGAAAUUACUGGUUUGUUUGGGCCCCCACCAAAAAAGAAGGAAUCAAUCUCUCCUUGCGCAAACUGUCUCUACAGAGGCAAGAUGUCCACCUCAUCAUCAUCCUCCGAUUCCUCACCCCUUUCACCGUGUACAUCCUCCUCACUGAGUAUUAAUUCGUCCCCACUGGAAUCCACCAUCACAGGUCCCUGCGUACUUUCUGUAGGCAAUUGCUGGUAAAGGUCUUCCCGGGGGACUUUAUAAUUAAUUUUGAUGAACAUCAUCUUCUCCACAUUUUGUGGAAGUAACCUCCUACGCCGAUUGCUGACAAGGUUACCGGCUGCACUAAACACUCUUUCGGAGUACACACUGGAGGGGGGGCAACUUAGGUAAAAUAAAGCCAGUUUGUACAAGGGCCUCCAAAUUACCUCUUUUUCCUGCCAGUAUACGUACGGACUGUCUGACAUGCCUACUUGGACGCUGUCACUCAUAUAAUCCUCCACCAUUCUUUCAAUGGUGACAGAAUCAUAUGCAGUGACAGUAGACAUGUCAGUAAUCGUUGGCAGGUCCUUCAGUCCGGACCAGAUGUCAGCUUUCGCUCCUGACACUCCUGCAUCACCACCGGCGGGUGGGCUAGGAAAUCUUAUACUUUUCCUUACAGCCCCAGUGGCGGGAGAAAUUGAAGGAGGAGCUGUUGACGGGUCACGUUCCGCUUGAGUUGACAAUUUACUAACCAGCAGGUCUUUGCACCUCUGCACACUUGUGUCUGAUGGAAAGAGAGAUACAACGUAGGCUUUAAACCUAGGAUCGAGUACGGUGGCCAAAAUGUAGUGCUCUGAUUUCAACAGAUUGACCACCCUUGAAUCCUGGCAAAGCGAAUGAAGGGCUCCAUCCACAAGUCCCACAUACUUUGCGGAAUCGCUCCGUCUUAGCUCCUCCUUCAAUUUAUCCAGCUGCUUCUGCAAAAGCCUGAUGAGGGGAAUGACCUGACUCAGGCUGGCAGUGUCUGAACUGACUUCACGUGUGGCAAGUUCAAAGGGUUGCAGAACCUUGCACAAGAUGGAAAUCAUUCUCCACUGCGCUUGAGUCAGGUGCAUUCCCCCUCCUUUGCCUAUAUCGUAGGUGGAUGUAUAGGCUUGAAUGGCCUUUUGCUGCUCCUCCAUCCUCUGAAGCAUAUAGAGUGUUGAAUUCCACCUCAUUACACCUCUUGCUUCAGUUGAUGGUGGGGCAGGUUCAGGAGUGUUUGCUGGCGCUCCAGUCUUCGGCACGCGGUGGCAGAAUGCCGAAAGUGGCCUGCAAUUUUUCGGGCCACCGACAGCAUCUCCUGCACGCCCCUCUCAUUUUUCAAAAAAUUCUGCACCACCAAAUUAAUUGCAUGUGCAAAACAUGGGACAAGCUGGAAUUUGCCCAUAUGUAUUGCACGCACAAUAUUGGUGGCGUUGUCCGAUGUCACAAAUCCCCAGGAGAGUCCAAUUGGGGUAAGCCAUUCUGCGAUGAUCUUCCUCAGUUUCCGUAAGAGGUUGUCAGCUGUGUGCCUCUUAUGGAAAGCGGUGAUACAUAGCGUAGCCUGCCUCGGAAUGAGUUGACGUUUGCAAUAUGCUGCUACUGGUGCCGCUGCGGGAGGCCAUACAUCUACCCAGUGGGCUGUUACAGUCAUAUAGUCCUUAGUCUGCCCUGUUCCACUUGUCCACAUAUCCGUGGUUAAGUGGACACUGGAUACAACCGCAUUUUGUAGGACACUGGUGACUCUUUUUCUGACGUCUGUGUGCAUUCUCGGUAUCGACUACCUAGAGAAGUGGAACCUAGAUGGGAUUUGAUACCGGGAACACACUAUCUUCAUCAAAUCUCUAAGUACCACUGAACUAAUGGUGGAUACUGGAUGCACCUCUAACACCAACAUAGCUGUCGAGUCCUCAGUUAUCCGCUUUGCAGCAGGAUGACUGCUGUGAUAUUUCAUCUUCCUCGCAAAGGACUGUUGGACAGUGAAUUGCUUACUGGAAGAGGUACAAGUGGUCUUCCGACUUCCCCUCUGGGAUGACGAUCGACUCCCAGCAACAACAACAGCAGCAUCGGCAGCAACAGCAGGCGUUACACUCAAGGAUCCUAUGGAGGAAUCCCGGUUAGGAGAGGACUCCUCAGUCUUGACAGUGACAUGGCCUGCAGGACUACUGACGUUCCUGACUGAGGAGGAAGUCUCCUCAGACAAUUUAAAUUUAUUUUUUUGGUUCUUUUUACUGAACUUUGGCUUUUUGGAUUUUACAUGCCCUCUACUAUCACAUUGGGCAUCGGCCUUGGCAGACGACGUUGAUGGCAUUUCAUCGUCUAUGUCAUGGCUAGUGGCAGCAGCUUCAGCACUAGGAGGAAGUGGUUGUUCUUGAUCUUUCCCUAUUUUCUCCUCAAAAUUUUUGUUCUCCAUUAUUUUUUGGGAGUUAUAUGAGACAAUAUGCGGCACAGGAAUGACUGGAAUGACUGAUGAGACAGGACACUACCACUGGUCUGAUGCAGCACAACACAAUAACACUGUAAGGGCCUUGUGGUUGUUGUUGUUGUUAUUAUUAUUAUAUGGCAGCAGUGGACAUAUAGCAGCAGCGUAUAUCGUCACUGGAAUGACUGAUGAGACAGGACACUACCACUGGUCUGAUGCAGCACAACAGGUUGUUGUUAUAAUUGUUAUACUGCAGCAGUGGAUAUAUAACAGCAGCGUAUAUCAUCACUGGAAUUACUGAUGACACAGGACACUACUACUGGUCUGCACAACACAGCACCACUUUAUACAGCUACACUGGAUAUAUGGCAGCAGAGGACACCAACACUGUGACUGGCUGGACUGAUGCAGCAUAACAAUUCACUGACUACACUGGACUGGACUGAGCAGCACAACACAACACAAGACUCGCCACCCCACUUUCCCGCCCCAACACACAGACACGUCCUCUCUAUACACUCUCCGAGACUGGAGUAAAAAUGGCGGCGACGCGCAGCUCCUUAUAUGGAAUCCAAAUCCCGCGAGAAUCCGACAGCGGGAUGAUGACGUUUUGCCGCAUUCGGGUUUCCGAGUCAGGCGGGAAAACCCGAGCCGUCUCAGAUCCGGACUUGGAAGGCAAAGUUCGGUAGGGUUCGGUUCUCAGAGAACCGAACCCGCUCAUCUCUAAUAAUAAGCUGUAUCAUUAUUGUAUUAUAUAAGCCGGAUACCUGUACUGUAUGAUAUACGCUGUGUAUAUUAUCAGCACUAUACAGUAUGAUAUAUCUUGUGUAUAUAAUUUUACUACUAUAUGAUAUAAGUGUGUGUGAUACUGAUAUUAGUAUUGUUUAAUAAAAGUAUACUGUUCGACAUUGUGCAUAAUAUCAGUACUGUAUGAUAUAAGCUGUGUAUUAUACCAUUAUUUUAUUAUAUAAGUAUAUUGUAUGACAUACAUUGUGUAUAAUAGCAAUAAUGUAUAAUAGAGCUGUGUAUUAUACCACUGCUGUAUAAUAUAAGGUACUGUAUGACAUACAUUGUGUAUAAUAGCAAUACUGUAUGAUAUAAGCUGUGUAUUAUACCAGUGCUGUAUAAUAUAAGCCAGAUGUCUUUAUGGUAUGAUAUAUACUGUGAUUACUAUCAGCUCUGUAUGAUAUACAUUAUAUAUAAUAUCAGUACUGUAUGAUAUAAACUGUGUAUUAUACCACUGCUGUAUAAUAUAAGGGUACUGCAUGAUAUACAUUGUGUAUAAUAUCGGUACUGUAUGAUAUACGCAUGUGUAUUAUACCAGUGCUAUAUAAUAUAAGGGUACUGUAUGAUAUAUAUUGUGUAUAAUAUCAGUACUAUAUGAUGUAAGCUGUGUGAUAUACCACUGCUGUAUAAUAUAAGGGUGCUGUAUGAUAUACAUUGUGUACAAUAUCAGUACUGUGUGAUAUAAGCAUGUGUGAUAUACCAGUGCUGUAUAAUAUAAGUGUACUGUAUGAUAUACAUUUGUGUAUAAUAUCAAUACUGUAUGAUACACAUUAUGUAUAAUAUAAGGGUACUGUAUGAUAUACAUUGUGUAUAAUAUCAGUACUGUAUGAUAUACAUUGUGUAUAAUAUAAGGGUAUUGUAUGAUAUACAUUGUGUAUAAUAUCAGUACUGUAUGAUAUAAGCUGUGUAUUAUAACACUGCUGUAUAAUAUAAGGGUACUGUAUGAUAUACAUUGUGUAUAAUAUCAGUACUGUAUGCUAUAAGCAUGUGUGAUAUACCAGUGCUGUAUAAUAUAAGGGUACAGUAUGAUAUACAUUGUGUAUAAUAUCAAUACUGUAUGAUAUACAUUGUGUAUAAUAUCAGUACUGUAUGAUAUAAGCAUGUGUGAUAUACCAGUGCUGUAUAAUAUAAGGGUACAGUAUGAUAUACAUUGCGUAUAAUAUCAGUACUGUAUGAUAUACAUUAUGUAUAAUAUCAGUACUGUAUGAUAUAAGCUGUGUAUUAUACCAGUGCUGUACAAUAUAAGGGUGCUGUAUGAUAUACAUUGUGUAUAAAAUCAGUACUGUAUGAUAUACAUUGUGUAUAAUAUCAAUACUGUAUGAUAUAAGCUGUGUAUUAUACCAGUGCUGUAUAAUAUAAGGGUACUGUAUGAUAUACUGUACAUUGUGUAUAAUAUCAGUACUGUAUGAUAUAAGCAUGUGUGAUAUACCAGUGCUGUAUAAUAAUAUAAGUGUGCUGUAUGAUAUACAUUGUGUAUAAUAUCAGUACUGUAUGAUAUAAACUGUGUAUUAUAACACUGCUGUAUAAUAUAAGGGUACUGUAUGAUAUACAUUGUGUAUAAUAUCAGUACUGUAUGAUAUAAGCAUGUGUGAUAUACCAGUGCUGUAUAAUAUAAGGGUACUGUAUGAUAUACAUUGUGUAUAAUAUCAGUACUGUAUGAUGUAAGCUGUGUAUUAUACCAGUGCUGUAUAAUAUAAGGGUACUGUAUGAUAUACAUUGUGUAUAAUAUCAGUACUGUAUGAUAUAAGCAUGUGUGAUAUACCAGUGCUGUAUAAUAUAAGGGUACUCUAUGAUAUACAUUGUGUAUAAUAUCAGUACUGUAUGAUAUAAGCAUGUGUGAUAUCCCACUGCUGUAUAAUAUAAGUGUGCUGUAUGAUAUACAUUGUGUAUAAUAUCAGUACUGUAUGAUGUAAGCUGUGUAUUAUUUCAGUGCUAUGUAAGUAUAUAUUAGUAGUGUAUAAAACAAGUAUACUUAUGACAUACAUUGUGUAUAAUAUAAGGGUACUGUAUGAUAUACAUUGUGUAUAAUAUCAGUACUGUAUAAUAUCCUGCAAGUGUACUUAUAAUAUCUCUUCCUUGUUGUAUAUAAUAUCAGUAGAAUGUGAUAUAGACAUGUAUAAUAUCUACAUGUAUGUACUGUACAUGACAAGUAUAUGGAGAUAUGUGUCGCUUGCAACACAGGGAUGACACUCCCCCCAUUAUAUAAAACACCCACCAUUACUGCCCCCAUCCCUCCAGCAAACGGUCGCAGCACGUUACUCAUAGCGUAAUGGGUUAGCAUUACAGUACGCAUUAGGGGUAGCGUCCAGUUUGGGGUUAACAUUUGUUUUAGGGCAGAGUUAUGUAAAAAAAGACAUUCAUUACAUUCCAAUAAAGUUGACAUUACAGCGGUUUCGGUAUAGCUACUUCCGCCAUCACGAACUCGUCUACAUGUUCAACGUCAGCAUUACUACUAUGUCCACAUCCUAAUGUCGACCCAAUGAACGUCAGGCACAAUGUACUACACACUUAGACGCGAUCACUUAGCAAUAACCUGCUUACUUUAUUUAUUACCGUAAUGGCCGAUCCUCAGACCUGAUACCUGGCCGAUAGAUGGGAGCUGGACCGACAAACCCAUGAUGGUUUCAGCUCCAGCCCGCCUGUACCACACUGUCACCUAGAUAACACCAUAGUGUGCAAUGUCAGUCUUACACGCUCCGGUUAUUAGGAAUGAUAAUUGCUGCCGUAUUGUUGCCUGCUGUUAGCUCAGUAUAAGAUCUCUGCUGUUUAUUGUCUCUGCGCCGUCAUACAAUCCCACCUAUAACCCCCCAAUGGCUCACUUAGAUUAGCAGAUACUGUAGGUGAGAAAACCCCAUUUAUAUAAAUGUGCAUCCAACGCCGCAUGAUACAGUAUCUGUGACACAUAAUGACAGUCACUCAGGCUGUGGCCACCGUCUCACAGGAAUGCUUUGCGCGGCUGAAUGGAUUAAUUUUAUAAUCUAUGCAACAAUGAAUCACGCUCGUUUCACCCUGUACCAAUAUAAGAUGACAGCGAAACGAUAUGUUACAGCCGGAGGAAAAGCGCAGAACGCGGUGCCCCUGUCACGUCUCCCCAGUGCAGUAAUUCUGCCCAACGUGUUAUAUAUAGAUGUCCUGUACGUUAUGUUCUCUGGGCCUAAAUCACGUCUGUACGCAGAUGGAAUUGCGAUUGCGAUUCUCUAGGCUACGGAGCUGCUAAUGUCACUUCCUGUCAAUCGCUUCUCUGUGAAAUCUUCAUGGGAGCAGAAUCGCUGCGACACCCUGGCGCAUACACAUUGCGAUCACAGCAGUGUGCCGAUAAUCCGUUGCAUGAACAUUGGCCAUUGAGAUAAAUGGAUGAUGCUAACAGGUGCAUCUUACAUGACGCUUUUCUGCAUCUUCUUCUAGAAUAACUCGCUAUUGAUAAAUAAAGGUGAAUAAUUGCCGCAGCUCCUCUUCCCCUAUUCUCCAGGUCUCUGCGAAGAUUAUCAGGCUUGCUGCUUCUGAUUGGCUGAAUGCGCAAGAUCCCGCCUGUUCAUUUCAAUAUUAUGAUACUGUUGAUGUUGCGAUCCAGUCAUGUUGUUACUUGUUACAGUGAUAUUUGCAAUCAGUCAGCCGCAAUAUGUGCAUUUUAAUUUUUGAAAGCGGAUACAUUUCGUGAACUUGGCGUUUUUAGGUGUAAUGUGACUUUAUGCAUCAUUAAUAACACUGUACUAUAUGUAGCAUAUAAUGUAUACUUUGUGCACUAUGACUUUAGCACUUACUACUACCACCAGGGCUGAAGCGGGGCUCUAACCCACACUGAUAUGACCCCAAUGUAAUGACAUCAUGAUGAGGGGGUGGAGCCACUGGGACAGGGCUGAAGAAGAGCGCCAGAGCAUUCUAAGGACUGUUCUAGACUCCGGUUGCUGGACAGCUGCUCUGAAAAGGAACUGGCCUCCGGGAGCUAACGUCAUCUGAAGAUGGCAUCAGGUCCUGCACGCAAACUCUGAAAACUUUCAGGGUGAUGAAUAUCAUGUGCAAAGGUCCUGAACAGCUUACGGAAUAGGCGCUUAUACUACUGUCCUCUCCAGGAGUAAACCAGCCACACAUACUGUACAAUAACCGUAUACAGCUGGAGGCAUGUUGUAUAUACUGUAUGCUCUGCUCUGCAAAGUUACGAAUAAUGCACAUUUUUUGUACUUUCAAAUUAACACUCAAAUUCCGAGCAGCUCAUCAGGAGACCCUGGACAUUGUAGACCCUGGACAUUGUUGACCCUGGGCAUUGUAGACCCUGGACAUUGUAGACCCUGGACAUUGUACAGGAUACGCCGGCGUUAAAUAAGUAACUGUUAGUAAUAAAACCCUCCGGCAACAGAGGCGUCUCUCCGCUGUAAGACGCGGGAGGAACCGAUGAGAUCUUCACCCCGCUUAUCUGAGAUAAGGAAUCCCAGUGAAAGCACAUGGAGUUUUUUCCUUUGUACGCUGGUUCCUCCCGGGCUUUACAGCUGACGGGUACAUAGGACAAUUUCUGCCUGUUGCCGGUCCGCGUGCUGCGAUGCUCUGCUGAGGUCUAAUGAUACGAAGGGACUCUGCAAUGCUCUGCAGGCAUAUUAGUCUUUCCCCCAUGUUCAUCGGUGGCUCUAGAGGAACAAUGCUCUGCAAAUGAUUGCUUGUGGAAUCCAUCCAUCGUGUAACUAUCUGCCAAGUUCUUACUGUACUGAGUGUGGUAAUGCUCCAUCCAGUGUACCCGUGGGCAUGACCAUCUGCAGAUGUCUUCCUGGCUGCGAUGCUCUGCAGGGUUCCACGGCAGAGACAAUUCAUGUGUUCCUUUUUCCACGCGGAAUGUCUUUCUGUCUUUUUUUUCUUUGUAUUAUUAUUUAACUUUUAUAUUUUGUUUGUAUUUAUUUUGCAUUGUGCUUCUUUGGGCUCUCCUCUUUUAUAAAUAUAUAUGAUAUGUAUGUACAGUAUACACACACACACACACACACACACACACACACAUAUAUAUAUAUAUACACACACACACACAUAGUAUAUAUAAAUAUAUAUGUAUAUACAUACAUAGGUACACACACGCACGCAGGAGUACAUAUAUACUGGGUGACUCUCGGACAGACAGCAUGCGGGAGGGUGCACGGAAUAAAGCCUGGAGAAGUGACAA